Molecule: messenger RNA, 765 nt
Organism: Clonostachys solani
Lineage: Eukaryota; Fungi; Ascomycota; Sordariomycetes; Hypocreales; Bionectriaceae
Source: the annotation of a GenBank genome assembly
AUGAACCCACGCCAGACUUUUCGUAUUCUCAUCAUCAACCCCAACUCCUCAGAGGCAACAACUGCGGCGAUAGUGGCUAGUAUAGACAGAAUGCAGUUGGGCGAUUCCAUUGAGCUCAGUGCUUAUACAACUCCACAGCCAGUCCCGUCAAGCAUAACUAGUUACAGCGACAUCGAGACAAGCGAAGAAACUGUCUGCUCAAGAAUAUCAACCGAUGGCCCUACAUUAGAUCACUAUGAUGCCGUCCUCAUCGCUGGCUUUGGUACCAAAUCUCUGAUUUCAAAAUUGUCCAACCUUGGCCCUGAAUGUAUAAUGGGGGUCUUUGAAGCGAGCAUUUUAACGGCCCAGACACUACUGCGCCCAGAUAGUGAUGACAGAUGGGGGAUUGUCACACUCGACGACUUCUGGGGGAGCUAUCUUACGGGCGAAGUCAGGACAUUCCUGGGCCAGAACAAGAAUAGCAGCAAUGACAGGUUUGCCGGUGUCUUCUCAGCGAAGUUGCAUAGCUCUGACCCAAACACGAUUUCCCAAGAGGACAUGAAGAAUGGGAUAAGGGAAGCAACAGGGCAAUUGUUUCAGUCAAGUUCGGCCCGAUGCGUGGUAAUAGGCUGUAUAGUAUCGGCCGAAUUGGAGGACAUCGUCCGCUCUACCGCAACCGAGUUCUCAGGGAAGCGCAUGGGCGAGACCCUGUAUGUCAUUGACGCCACCAAGGCAGGAAUUUUGCAAGUACAGCAAAUGGUUCGUUGCAGAGAUACUUUCAGGUAG